AUGAAUGAAACAUCUGAAGAUAGUAAUUCGCAAACAUCAUUUAUAUCAAAAUUAUGGCAAAAAUCACGAGAACGUUGUAGUAUUAUACAAUUGGAGCAAUAUGUUAAUGAUGAUGGUUCUAUAACUAAACAAGGAUGGGAAUUAAUGCAUAAAUCAACAUCAAAUUCAAAACGUUUAAAAGUAAUAAGUGAUAUGACUUCUAUAAUACGUGAUAAACGAUUACAAGUUAGCACAUUAGAGGGUAUAUGGCAUACAACAAAUGAUAUGUUAGAUGAUGACUAUACAUAUAAUGGAUAUAUUAAAUUUCUUAUUGAAAUGACAUUUUCGCAAAGUGAAACAUUAGGUAUUGGAUUAAGACAUUCUUUUUUUUUGGCAAUUCGUGAAAUUGGUAUAAAUGAUUUAACAAUAGAAUGGUUAGGAGCAUUAUUAAAUAAUGCAAAAUCAUUAGAACCAUUUGAAAAAGAUAUUGGUCCAUUGUUAGCUGAUUGGAUGACAAAAGAAUAUAAAGUUAAAUCAAAUGAUAAACGAUUAAUAGCAUUAAUGGAUAUUGUAGGAAGAUUAGUAAGAGAAAAUUCAGCACAUCUUAAAAUUGAACAAUUGGUAAGAAUUAUAAGUAUUUGUGAAAAUGUUAUUAAAAAAAAUAAAAAACUUGUUAUGCCUUUUGCUAUUAGUGUAUUAACUUCUGUUGUUAAAUUUUAUGCUUUACCAGAUGAAAUAGUGCCUGAUUUUGUUUAUAUGUUAUGUAUUAUUAUAAAUAAUGAUGAAACAUAUGAAGAUGCGUGGAAACUUUCACGUUUAGCAUUAACAUCAGUUAAUAGUUAUGUUGUAGUAAAAUAUUUAGAAGCUUUAAUUAAUAAAUCAAAAUAUAUGUCAAUGAAUGAUUCAAAAGAAAAAUUAUUAGCAAUUAAAGGAGCAGCAAUUAUACUUUCAAAUGCAAGUUGGGGUCACAAAUUUAUAAAUGCUCAUGUUAGAAUUACACUUUCAUCAAUAUUAGAAAGUUUUACUUAUGCCAUAAAAUUGGGACCAUUUGUUGGAGUUACAAUUAUUCAAACUGUUAUGCGUUUAGUUGAAAAGUAUUUUUUAAAUCUUAAUACUAUAACAUGGAAUAGUAUAUGUAAUGUUUUAUUAACAUCAUUAGAAUAUUGUAAAGAAAAUUCAGAUUAUGGGAAAGUUUUUGAAGAUACUACUCAUAUUAUCGAAUUUAUAGCUUCUAUUUAUGGUAAAAAACAAAAUGGUAAACGUAUUUUAGUAUCACCUAAUUUUUUUAAUGUUGUUGAAUUAUUAUUAACAAAAAAAAGUAAUGUUAAUUUGAUUAUUGGACUUAUUGACUAUCGUACAAAAUUAAUUACUCCUACUGAUGAUGAAUGGAUUACAAAUAGUAAAAAAUUUUUUGAUAGAUUUUUUAAUAAAACAAAUAAUAUAGAAGUUCGAUUAAAAAUUAUUGACUUAUUGACAUAUACCUUUGAUAAAUAUGGAUUAUUAUAUGAAAAUGAAAUAAUUGAAAAUUUAAUUUUACCAUGUGGAAAGUUAAUUUAUGAAGAAAAUUGUAAUGAUGUUAAGCUUAAAUUAAUAAAUGUAAUAUUUAAUGUCGCUGAGAAAGUAGAAAUUAAUAAUAUAUUGUUAUCAAAUAAUGAUCUAUUUUCAAGUUUAUUUAAUAUAAUAAGAAAUAUACUAAAAGAACCAUUUAAAAAAUUAUUUGAAUUGGAUUAUGAAAAAACUAUUCUAUUAAGAAUAAAUGAAUUAGUAUAUAAAAGAUGGAGUUCUAUGAAUCUUUCUAUGAUUAACAAAAUUAUAAAUGUUCUUAAUGAACAUCUUUAUUCAUGUUACAAUGAUGAUGAGUACAGUGAUAAUAAAGGUAGAAAUUGUAGACAUAUAAUAUUCGAAUUAUUAUUAUCAAUUAUACUUAAUUUUAAUACUGGUGAAGUAGAAUUACGUUAUAAUAUAGAUGGUACAGAAAAAUUAACAACAAAUAGUUUAAUCUUAAUUGAAGACAAUGAUGAAGAUAAUUUUCAUUGGGAUAAUAUUUGUAGUUCUAUUAUUAGAGCAUUAAAAAUUGAACGUUCAUGGAUAGUUUUAAAAUUAAUUUUAAUUAAAUUACCAAUAUUACUUCUUAAUGAAAAAAUGUUAGCAAAUUUAUCAAGUGAAAAUAAAAAUUCUUUAAUACAAAAAAUUAUAGAAUAUACAAAUGUAAAUGUAGAAAAACAACUUAAUGUAACGGAUUCUGUUUUUGGAGUGUAUUAUUGUAAUGUUAUAUCAUCACUAAUAAUAUAUGAAAACCAUGAAAAUAUUUAUUGUAUAUUAAUGAAAUAUUUACGUUUAGGAGUAUCAAAUGCUCUAAAAGCAUUAAAUUCUUUAGCAUACAAUAAUCUUCCAUUUUUUGUCAAUCAUAUUGAUGAAAUACUUAUUGAAAUAAGAUCAAUGAAAAAUAUUUCAAAUGAAUUUAUAUUAUUUAUUUUGGAGUUUCUUUACGAUUCAUCUUCAAUAGCAGAGUAUAAAAAAUUUCAAAUGAAAAAAAAAAUAAAUAUUUUAAUUAAUAUUUUACUUAUUUUUAUAAAUAAUUCAAAAGACAGAAUUAUAAUCACUUUAUCAUUACAUAUAUUAAUGAGAUGGUAUUCAUUAUUUGAUCCUGAAAGUAGAAAAUAUUUCUUAAAAUAUUUUCAAGAAAAAAGUGAAAAUUUUAAAUGCAUAAUUGAGGAUGACUUAAAUGUACUUGAAAAUUAUACAGACAUCACUGAUAAUGUUAAAUCAUUACUAAAUUCAUUUUUUACAUAUUGGCUUGACUUAACAACAAAUUAUGAAGAGAUUAAUAAUGAAGAAGUAGGAAAUUGCUUACCAAAAAAAUUAAAAAUAAAAAAUUCAAAACAUUUUAUUGUUAACAAUACGAUUAUUACAUUAAAUAUUUUAACAAAAUCAAGGAUUAUGCAUAAUAUGGAAAAUAUAAAAAAUAGUGAAAAUAAAUUACAUGAAUUUAAUACUAGUGAUAAUAUAACAGAAAAAUCUUCAUUACAAAAAAAUUUAUUAACAUAUAUGAAUAAAAAUUCAUAUUUAGAAUAUGAAGAUUUAGAUACUACAUCAUCUGGAAAUAAUAAAAAAUCUAUGGAAAAAGAAACAAAAAAAAUAGAAAAAGUUACAAGUAGCAUUUUUAAUAAUUCUUCACAAAUUUUUGAAGAACCAGUAACAGAAUAUUCUCAAAUAAUUAUUCGUCAUAUUUGUGGAAAGCAAAUGUGGAUUUUAAAAAGUUAUAAUGGAAUAUCGACUGAUUUUAUAGGUGAAAUUGAUAGAAAUUUUUCAGAUCAUGAUUUAUUAAUACGUCAUUUAUAUGAAAUUCAUUCAACAAAAAAAAUUAAUGGAACAGAAAAAAUUAAUAUAUUUUUAAAUAAUUUUGAUAAAAUUAAAGUAAAAGAAGAAUCUAAUAUUAGUGUAGUUUAUAUUGGUAAUGGUGCAAUAAAUUUAUCAACUAUUUUAUCAAACGUUUAUGGUUCAUAUAGAUUUAAUGCUUUUUUCAAAAAUUUAGGAAAUUUAUGUCGUAUGAAUAAUCAAUCGAACAAGUCAAAGGAUUAUUGUGGUAAAUACUAUACAUAUCAAUCAAUUGAUACUACGUCUAUUUUAACAUAUUAUAUAAGUACAAUAAUUCCCCAUAAUGAUAAUGAUUUUGAUAACUCAUUUAAAAAAAGUUUAAUUGGAAAUAAUUGUAUAGUUGUUGUUUUUAAUGAAAGUGGUAAAUCAUAUGAAUUAGGUACUAUAAGUAAUCAAAUUGAAUGUGUUGCUAUUGAGAUCGUUCCACAAAAUUUAAAGUAUGUUUUAGUAAACACAAUUGUUAAAAAAAAUUUAACUCAUAUAAUAACACCUAUAAAAGAAUAUUUAACAGAUGAAAAAGCAGCAAUUCUUGUUAAGAAGUUGUCAAUAAGAUUAAGUUUAUGUAUUAAAAUUGUAGAAUCGAUAGAAAAUAGUAGAAAUUGUGAUGACAUAUUUAUGGGACAAGGAAUGGAAAGAUUUAAAAAAAUAGAAAAAUUUAAAAGAUUAGCUAUUAUGAAAGAAAAAGACAAAGAAAUAUCUUAA
Molecule: messenger RNA, 4059 nt
Organism: Strongyloides ratti
Lineage: Eukaryota; Metazoa; Nematoda; Chromadorea; Rhabditida; Strongyloididae
Product: Rap GTPase activating protein domain and Tuberin, N-terminal domain-containing protein
Exons: 3
Coding region: 1-4059 (1352 amino acids)
Biological process (GO): negative regulation of Wnt signaling pathway; regulation of cell cycle; negative regulation of insulin receptor signaling pathway
Cellular component (GO): cytoplasm; nucleus; TSC1-TSC2 complex
Molecular function (GO): GTPase activator activity
Source: RefSeq, a predicted model, not a curated record